Molecule: messenger RNA, 4164 nt
Organism: Closterium sp. Naga37s-1
Lineage: Eukaryota; Viridiplantae; Streptophyta; Zygnematophyceae; Desmidiales; Closteriaceae
Source: the annotation of a GenBank genome assembly
GCAUCCACAAGACAUCACCAAAUCAUUCACAGUAACGUGACCAAGGCCCUUGACGCAGCAACCUUCAUGAUCGAGCAAUACGAGAAGUUUCGAGAGGUCGCGAGAAUAAUUGAGGCUGGCGGUUCAAGAGAUUUAGUGAAGUACAGGCAAGCUCUAGACCGAUUGGUUGGCAUUAUCGCAUUCUUCGAGCGACACGCGGAACAAGAAGAUGCUUCGCAUGCGUUGUUCUGCGCGAAGAAGCUCAUUCAAGAAGGAAUACGGAACAUGAAAGAUGCUCUCAGAAAGGAACUGCUGGAACUGAACGAUCUUGACAUUUCCGACGACGUAAGGGGAAACGACGGGAGUUCGGUUCUUGUCUCUCGCCUUGUUGGUUUGGUCCAAGCACUGGUGAAGCUGGGCUUUGCGGAAGACUGCAUCAAGAUUUACGUGGAUGUGAGGAGAACCUGUGUUGAAGAGUUUCUACAACGUUCUCAUAUUGACUGGAAGUCCUUGAAAAUAGCUGAUCCUGCUUCUUUGAAGUGGAAGGACAUGGAAGGGAAACUUCAGACUUGGAUGCAUAUGUCAGCUGUAUUGACAAGCACAGUGAUGAGCACUGAGGGCCUCUUAGCCAUGAGAAUAUUCAAAGGCAUGGAUGUCUUGGGGGCGAGGGCUAAGACCGGAGCUUUGGCUUACAUCAUGGGAAUUCUUGUUGACACCGGGGUUACAUUCACCAUUGUUCUCAAGUCACCUGAGAAGCUGUUUGCGACUCUUGACAUGUAUGAGGCCGCAGAAGAACUUUUGACACAGGUCACACUGGAGAAAUGGGAUGACAUUGUAAAGCGAGUUUCUUCACUUAAGGAGAAGUUAUGCUUGGUGACUGUUCAAACCAUUCAUCAGCUUGAAUCAGCGAUUGAUCAUGAUGACAGCAAGCAGCUUCUGAAUGGCACAGUUCACCCUCUAACCAGCUAUGUGAUCAACUACCUGAAGUGCUGUCACGAGCGCUCUUCAGUUUUAGAGCGGAUGUUUGUGGAAGUGGAGAGGGGACCUGGUUCGUUCUCACAGCUUACCCACUCGAUACUUGAGAUGUUGCUGAAGAACUUGGAUAAGAAGUCUAAGCAGUACAAGGAUCCCGGCCUGGGAUGCGUUUUUAUGAUGAAUAACGUGCAUCACAUUGUGCACCAAAUCCAGAGGUGCGAGCUUAGCGAAGUUCUUGGGAAGGCGUGGGCUCAACAGCAAAAGAUGUCUGUUCAGCAGUCGGCUUCAGCCUACAGACGUGCUGCUUGGGGCAAGGUGUUCAGCCUAUUAUCUCUCAGUGGAGAAGCAGCUGGAGCAGUGCAAGCAGACCUGCAGUCGAUCAGCAAAGGCACUAUAAAAGAAAGACUCAAGUUGUUCAGCACCACAUUUGAGGAGCUCAUUGCGAAACAUCGGCUUUGGGCUAUUCCUGAUGUGGAGCUUCGCACAUCAGCCCAGCUUCUUGUUGGAGAACUGGCCAUCAUAGACAUAGACGAGUUUCUCAUGCUAUCAUCGUUGACCCAAAUAUGCAGAGGAAAGGCAGAAGAUAAGGCGCACGAAAAAGAUAGCGUGCUGGUGCCUCCUGCAUCACACCUGGUGGACCAGGUUGUGGAACAAGAUGUACCUGCCAGCCGUUCUGCAGCCGUUCAAGAGAAUGGCAUCUGCGAAGCCCUCCCACCAGGUGGGAUCUCUGGGAGCCUGGAUCUGCCUGGUUGUGUGCAACUCCUGCUAGCAAGUAGCUUCAACGCUCGCCCCUCCUUCGAGUUUCUGGACGUAAUCGGAGGGUUUCACGUCACCUCCCUAUUGUCACACCUCCCCGAGUGCUCUACUGCUGAACCUAACAACACCGGUAGACGACGUGCUCGAAUAGAUUCACAGCUACAGCCCUGUGGUGUGGAUGACUUGCUCCAGACUGAGGACAUGGCGGAGGCAGGAGAGGAAGGCGGAGGAGGGGGAUGGGCGUGGACCUUCCAGGAGGGGGAAGGUGAAAGAGAGGCGACAGUCAACGGCAACGCGUCGGACUUCAAGAGAGGCUCUGCGCAGAGUGGCCAGGAGGGGAGGGAUACGGGAAGGGGUACGGAGAGGGGUACGGGGAGGAGCAGGGGGAGGGGAAGGGGGAGGAGUGGCAGCCGCAGGAAGCAUCCGCGGGUGUUUCCGAGCGAGGUGGAGCUGAAGCAGGCUGCUGCUGACACGGGGGAAGGCGGAGGGGUAGGAGGAGGAGCAGGGGGAGGAGGAGGAGGAGGAGGAGGAGGCAGUAUGGGGGGAGUGAGGGGGGGCGGUCAAGAGCAAGAGAGGCUGUUACGCAUGCAACAACAGUCAGGAUCGCCUGCGGUGCAGUGGUUACCACAGCAACAGCUACAGCAGUAUCAGCUGCAGCAGCAGCAGCAGCAGCAGCAGCAGCAGCAGCAGCAGCAGCAGCAGCAGCAACAGCAGUAUCAGCAGCAGCAGCAGCAGCAGCAACAGCAGUAUCAACUGCAGCAGCAGCAGCAGCAACAGCAGCAGCAGCAGCAGCAGCAGCAGCAGCAGCAGCAGCAGCAGCAGCAGCAGCAGCAGCAGCAGCAGCAGCAGCAGCAGCAGCAGCAGCAGCAGCAGCAGCAGCAGCAGCAGCAGCAGCAGAAGCAGCAGCAGCAGCAGCAGCAGCAGCAGCAGCAGCAGCAGCAGCAGCAGCAGCAGCAGCAGCAGCAGCAGCAGCAGCAGCAGCAGCAGCAGCAGCAGCAGCAGCAGCAGCAGCAGCAGCAGCAGCAGCAGCAGCAGCAGCAACAGCAGUAUCGGCAGCAGCAGCAGCAGCAACAGCAGUAUCAGCAGCAGCAGCAGCUACAGCAACAGCAGGAGCAGCAACAGCUGCAGCGGUAUGAGCAGCAGCAACAGCAGUACAAGCAGCAGCAACAGCAGAAUCAGCAGCAGCAGCACCAGGAAGAGGAAUUGCAGCAAUUGCAGCUGAAACAGUAUCAGCAGCAGCAGCUGAUGCAGCAGCAGCACCAUCAACAACAGCAGCUGCUGCAGCAGGAGGAGCAGCAGCAGCAGCUACAGGAGAAGCAGCAGGAGCAGCAGCUGGUGAUGCAGCAGAAGCAGAAGCACUGCCGAUUCUGUGGCAAGGGAUUUGAUUCCCCUCGGGCGCUGGGAGGUCACAUGAACAUGCACAGGCGAGGCUCCGCAGCUGCUACAGCUGCUACAGCCCCUCCUUCUGCACCUGUGGUUGGCACUGCUUCUUCAUCCUUGCCUCAAUUUCCCCGUUACAUCCCACCGUCUGAACCCCAAGUUCCUUCUUCUCGCCCUCCUGCCAUGCUGCCUCCUCUGUCUCCUCUGUUUCAGCCUCCUCUGUCUCACCCCCCUCUGUCCCAACCCCCCAUUCCACAGCCCCCUCUGUCUUACCCUCCUCUGCCUCACCCUCCUCUGCUUCAGCCCCCUGUCUGGCAGUCUCCUAUAUCUCAGCCUCUAUCCGAGGGGGCUCCCAUGUGGCAGGAUUUUCAGCCUCAUGGCUCGCAGUCUCGUGCUUUCCAGCCUCAUGGUUUUCGGUUUCGUGGUUCCCAGCCUCAUGCUCUCAAGUUGCGUGAUCCGAGGGUUUCUCAGCCACAGUCAUGGCUGCAACCGCGUGGGCUGGAGCAGGGGCAGGGAGCGUGGGAGCAGCAGCAGAAGCAACUGCAACAACAGCAGCUACUGCAGCAGCUGCAGCAGCAGCAGCAGCAGCAGCAGCAGCAGCAGCAAUUGCAGCAACAGCAACAGCUGCAACAGCAGCAGCAGCAGCAGUUGUUUUCACUGCCAGGUGUUACACUUCCUGCGAUGCAGACACCUUCUCAGGUUGCAUCAUCUGGUGCUUUGGAUAUCCGCGGUGCAUUUCCUACUCCACCUGCGUCCCUUGCUCCAGCUCCUGCAGGAGUGCCCCCGCCAGCAGCAGCAUUGCCACUAGGAGCAGCACCUGUUCAAUCACAGGAGCAGCAACUGACGCUGCCGCAGCAGCAGCAGCAGCAGCAGCAGAGCCUUAAAGAGAUUUACCAGCUGAUGCAGCAACCAUGCUAUAAGCAGCUUGCUUCAGCUCUUGGAGUUGUUAGCCCCAGCCUAGCGUCUGUGACCCUCACCACUACAAGGGGCAGCGGAGCGACUAAGAUUUGGCCGCAUAACGAGCAGAACGAGCGCCUUAUCACGUUUCAGCGACUCGCAUUCUCGCUGGACUAG